This is a messenger RNA of Oncorhynchus mykiss (rainbow trout), 2270 nucleotides long. NCBI's taxonomy places the organism in Eukaryota, Metazoa, Chordata, Actinopteri, Salmoniformes, Salmonidae. The record is from RefSeq and is a predicted model, not a curated record.
AAGAGGAGGAGGAGGAGAGAGCUGUCAAAGAGGAGGAGGAGGAGGAGGAUAGCAGAGAAUUGUCUGAUCCAGAUCUGGAGGAAGAAGUAGAUAGUAUCACUGACCCAGGAGAGAUCUCCAACCCAGGUUCAGACAGUGAGCCCAGUUCCACAGCAUCAGGAAACCAUAAACACAGACAGAGGAACUCAAGACAGAAACAUCACCACUGCAUGGACUGCUUCACUAGUUUCUAUGAUCCAGAGGAGUUGAGAAGGCACACUUGUAGGCCCCACCCCUGCUCAGAUUGCAGAGGCAGUUUUAUUUGUCCAAUUCACCUCCUACCACGCAAAAAGACCCUCAAAAGAAAGAAAACGUACCCGUGUGGUCAAUGUGGGAAGAGAUUUCAGACACCAAGCAGCUUGAAGACGCACCAGCUUACUCACACAGGAAAGAAGUCGUACCACUGCUCCCAGUGUAGGAAGACUUUCAGUUGUUCGUUCAAUUUGAAGAGGCAUCAGAGAAUACAUACAGGAGAGAAGCCUUUCCACUGCUUCCAAUGUGGGAAGAGCUUCCGUAUGGAAGGACAGCUAAAUGAACACAAGAGAAUACACACAGGAGAAAAGCCGUACCACUGCUUUCAGUGUGGGAAGAGCUUUGGUCGGGCAGGAGCUCUAAAGGCACACCAGCUAAUUCACACAGGAGAGAAGCCAUACCACUGCUCUCAGUGUGGGAAGAGCUUCAGUCAAGCAGGACACCUGAAGACACACCAUCGAAUUCACUCGGGAGAGAAGCCAUACCACUGCUCUGUUUGUGAGAUGAGUUUUCCUCUUUUACAGACCUUAAAUAGACACCAGCUUACUCACACAAGAACGAUGCCUUAUCACUGCUCCCAGUGUGGGAAGAGCUUCAGUCAAACAGGAAGCCUGAGGGCACACCAGUUAACUCACACAGUAGAGAAGCCUUACCACUGCCUUCAAUGUGGAAAGAGUUUCAGUCAUUCAUCAAAUGUGACGGCCCACCAGUUAACUCACACAGGAGAGAAGAAUUACCACUGCACUCAGUGUGGGAAGAGCUUCAGUCUGGCAAGAUAUCUGAAGAAACAUAGUCAAACGCACACGGGAGAGAAGCCUUACCACUGCCCUCAGUGUGGGAAGAGUUUCCGUCAGUCAUCACAUCUGAGGGCACACAAGUUAACUCACACAGGAGAGAAGCCCUGUACCGCUUCUCUCAGUGUGGGAAGAUCUUCAGGCAGACAGCAGACUUAAAGAGACACCAGCUAAACGUGGACACGUUUUUAUCCCGAUCUACAGGCUCCAGAUCAGAUCCCGGCCCAUUGACUGUUCCUAGGCCGUCAUUGAAAAUAAGAAUUUGUUCUUAACUGACUUGCCUAGUUAAAUAAAGGUAAAAUUAAAAAUAUAUAUAUAUAUCGGAGUAAAACCUAGCGCGGCAGCCCGUAAAGUGUUAAUACCUACCUGAUUCCCGGUUGAUGGCUCUCGCUUUCUCCGCUCUACAGGCUCUUACGACCAACCGUCACAAUAAUUUAACAUGUUGAAUAUAUUGGGCCUCAAAUCAGCCAUUAUUGCUGAGUGCGAGCAGUGCUCAGAGCACUUAUGAGGCACGUCCCACCGUCAGCCAAUCAGCUCCUCAGAACUAUAAAGGGUCUCUACUACACAAGUUCAUAACAAUGGCACCAAAAAAAAGGAAACAAGGCAGGAUGUACUCUUGUUCCUAUGGUGACUCGGUAGCUAGCUCAAGCUGGCUAAUGUUACCCACAUCUCAUGCUCUUCAAGGACUUUGUGACUGUGUUAUCUAGUGGGAAGCCGUUAUGUUGUGUUCUAACUGGUCUCCAGUAGUUGAGCUCUAGCAUGCCGAACAUAACUGUGCUUUGGCUAGGCUAAUAGCUAACGUUGGCUAGGCUAAUAGCUAACGUUGGCUAGGCUAAUAAUUGCAUAUAGCAAACAUUUUCGCAUAAUUGGUUAGAUGGAAGGGCUGGAUAUUGAUGCACGGACCGGUUUGGGUUUUUACUUUACAUUCUAUGUCGGCCGUCAAUGUAAUUUAAGAAUUUGUUUUUAUUGGACUUGCCAAGUUAAAGAUUUUUAUUUUUUUAUAAAUAUAACGGUAUUUUAAUGUUUGGUUUGUUAAAUGUGAUAUGCCGUGUCCAUUUUGAUCGUUUACUCUGCUACUUGAGUUAUCUCUCUCUAUGCCGCGUUCCACACAGACCUAGCCCCGCCCCUUUCAUUCAAGGUGACACGUGUUGUUUCUGGUCCACCAGACACGUGCGUUCAGUCUGC